Messenger RNA from Capsicum annuum, 514 nucleotides. Its product is annotated as cold and drought-regulated protein CORA. The record is from RefSeq and is a predicted model, not a curated record. Lineage: Eukaryota; Viridiplantae; Streptophyta; Magnoliopsida; Solanales; Solanaceae. The coding region runs from base 30 to 323 and encodes 97 amino acids. The transcript is spliced from 2 exons.
UCUUUGUUUGUUGGAUAGUGAAAGAAGAUAUGAAGUUCAAUAAUAACCAAAUUAUUCUGCUAGCACUUUUAUGUGCUUCACUUUUUCUUGCUUCAGCUCUACUAGUUGAUAAGACUAAAGCAGCAAAUGAAGGCCAACUAAAUGUUGAAAAACAAGGCCAUGGAGGUGGCCAUCAUGGCGGUGGCGGUCACGGAGGUGGCGGUCAUGGCGGUGGGGGCCAUGGAGGUGGCGGCCAUCAUGGCGGUGGAGGCCACGGAGGUGGUGGUCAUGGCGGCGGAGGCCACGGAGGUGGUCAUCAUGGUGGUGGAGGCCACGGAAAAUGAAGUCAGUGUCCCGAGAACGAAGAACGUUAUAAAUUAAAGAACUUUAGGUUAAACUGCUCGCAUCCAGUUUUUAUAAUAUAGUCCAUAAUAAAAAAUACCUACGUUUUUAAUUUGGAGUUGCAUGUCAUGUUAUGUGUACUGGAAAUGAUAUAUAGUAAAUAUGAAUAAAUAUCAAUGUUUUAUAUUCUCCA